Centropristis striata (black sea bass) is the source of this 2462-nucleotide messenger RNA. RefSeq names its product un-named sa1261. Gene Ontology annotation, molecular function: ATP binding; protein serine/threonine kinase activity. Lineage: Eukaryota; Metazoa; Chordata; Actinopteri; Perciformes; Serranidae. Gene Ontology annotation, biological process: peptidyl-threonine phosphorylation; peptidyl-serine phosphorylation. The coding region runs from base 147 to 1409 and encodes 420 amino acids. The record is from RefSeq and is a predicted model, not a curated record. The transcript has 4 exons.
GAGACGGUAACGGACAGCGGCGGUGCGGACCACCGGAGCUUCCUGCUUCGUUCAAACACCACGAAGAAGAACAAAACAAACAUUUCACGGAUCUGUUUCCUCUAUAAUCAAACGCUCAGGUGUCUGGAUGGACUGACACCAACUGCAUGCGGCACAUUCUGAAAGGAACAUCCGUCUCCAGACCAGACCCUCGGCUCCGGCCCGGCCCUCCGCAAACAAUGAACUCCUCGCCGCACGGCUCCUCCUCUCGCGCCUCCAUCGACAUCCUGGAGGAACUCCAGCUGAUCGCUGCACAGAAUCUGGAAAAACUGGACAUCAACAAAUACUAUGAGGUCGUCUGUGAGCUGGGGAAGGGCACGUACGGGAAAGUGGACCUGGUCGUCCACAAAAUCAGAGGCACAAAAAUGGCCCUGAAGUUUCUUAGGAAGAAGACGACCAAACUGAAGAGCUUUCUGAGAGAGUACAGCAUCUCUCUGUACCUGUCGCCCUGCCCGUUCAUCAUCAACAUGUACGGCAUCGCCUUCGAGACAGACGAGUACUACAUCUUCGCUCAGGAGUACGCGCUGGCAGGAGACCUGUUUGACAUCAUCCCUCCACAGGUGGGACUCCCUGAGACGAUUGCAAAGCGCUGCGUCCACCAGGUGGCUAUCGCCCUGGACUACCUGCACUGCAAGAAGCUGGUCCACAGAGACAUCAAACCUGAGAACAUCCUUAUUUUUGACAAGGAGUGCCGUAAGGUCAAGCUGUCAGACUUUGGCAUGACGCGGCGCGCCGGCUCUCCUGUGAAGCGCGUGAGCGGCACGAUCCCCUACACGGCGCCUGAGCUGUGUGACACCUCACGGCAUGAUGGCUUCUGCGUGGACUACAGCACGGAUGUGUGGGCCUUUGGCGUGCUGCUCUUCUGCAUGCUUACAGGAAACUUCCCCUGGGAGAAGGCCAUGCCGAAUGACGCCUUCUACGAGGAGUUUGUGCGCUGGCAGCGCCGCCGGACGGGCACGGUGCCGUCACAGUGGCGCCGUUUCACAGAUGAAGCUCUGCGAAUGUUUCGUCGGCUCCUGUCCAUCGAGCAGGAGCGCCGCUGCUCUGUAAAAGAAGUCUUCAGCUACUUCAACCAGUGCUGGAUGUUGGACACGGAGAACGGGAACAGCGGCAGCUUGGCGAGUAGUGCGCCCCCUCUAGACAUCAGCUCGUCCUCCUCUGAAGAGGACAUAUUAGUGGACAGACUGAAGCAGCAGAGCUUGUCGCCUGCUUGUGUGAUGGCAAAGGGAAGCAUCAUGAUGGACACCCACUACUCCUCCAUGUCCACUAACAGCUCGCCAUCCUCCACCGGCAGCUAUGAUCGUGUCAACAGAGAAAACAACGAAAGAGGGCGAAUGCUGGUGGCGACGCCCAUCGAGAUCUGCGUGUAGAGGCGGCUGGCGCUGCGUUUCAGGCUACCUAAUCACACAAGUGAGGCUGGUGUAAGCUGAGGAAGAAGAUUUCUCCGAGUGACGAAGAGGAGAAAAGUGUGGCGACUGGUGUUUAGGCUCAGGAUCAACAGUCUGACAUGCGUUGCAGCUUCACUGCAGAUUUACUCAUUUCUGAUGAAGACGAGCUCUGAGGAAAUGAGCAGAGACGAUGACAAGCCUCCUGAAUGUGGUUGAUACCUCAGAAUGAACUCACUGGACGACCUCUAAAGAAAAGAAAAAGAAAAACAUUAAUAAUCCACAAGCAAUAUGUUCAAAUAUCUGAAAUAAUCCAGUAACUGCAAAAAUGAUCAGAAGAACGAGGCUUUCCGUAAGAUGAUCUGUUGACGGUACUAUUGUGUGUUUAUUGUAUGUAGUGUACCAUGUUCAUGUUUUGGUAGAUAUGUUCCUGUAAAGUGUUUUGUAUAUUUGUUUUUAAUUUGGAGUUAAAUGAUUUAUUUAUGUCAAAUACAUAUAUUUAUAAUUUGAUUUUAUUUGUCUGAGAAAAAGAAAUUUGAAUUACUGUAGAAGCAGGUGGCAUUCAUGUAACUACAUUUUUCUUUUAGCAUUCGUCAUCACGUUGUUGUGAUCUCCCAUGAAAGUAGAAAUACGCAGACUGUUUUUCCCCCCUCACCCAAAAUGUCCUUUUUCAUGUUUGCCUGUGAUGCCUAAAACCCACUUGUACAGUAGCAAACAACUGGAGCUAACUGAGCAGGUAAAAUAAUUGGAUUUCUUCUGAAAGAAUGGGCAAGUUCCAGUAAAUAUUUAAUAUGCUGAUUGAAGAAUGAAAAUUAGUAUUUGGGGCAUACUACCUGCCAUGUUAUCUUUUUAUUCUUGUUUAAUUAGAAAAAUUAGACCCUGAAAAUGUCAGUGAAGAAAGAAGAAUGUAAAAAUAAUUUUGGGAACAUUUGGGGAUUGAAGAUGUAUCAGAAAUCUCUUGUGUUUUUCAGAAGUAUUGCAUGAACUGAUUAUUACUGUGGUGAACAUUUGUUGAAAUAAAUACCCCAAGAAUUAAAA